AUGCCGCCGCACCACCUACCAAGAAGGCUCGAGUCGAAGAACGCCGUUCACUCUUUCGCCACCAGCGAGACUUUGACCGAGCUGUUUUCGCAACACUUUCCCGUCAAGCACGCCACCGUUGUGCUUGACCAAAAGACAAAGACCCCUCGCGGAUAUGGUUUCGUUACCUUUACCGACGCAGAGGAUGCGCUGCAGGCCAAGGAGAAGCUUGACAACCAUCUGAUAGAGGGUCGCCGCUUGAGGUUGGAAAUUGCAGAGCCCAGACAUCGUGCCGCAACAAAGGCAGGCGUUGCUGUUGACACGCCCCUCGCUGCCGAGAAGCGCAAGAGAGAGGAAGAGGAGGCCGAGGGUCGCAAGCCUCCCAAAUUGAUUAUAAGGAACUUGCCAUGGAGCAUCAAGACCAAGGAUCAGCUUUCGGCACUCUUCCAAAGUUAUGGAAAGGUCCGGUUUUCCGAUGUGCCCAACUCCAAAGGAAAGCUGUCGGGCUUUGGGUUCGUGACCCUUCGCGGGAAAAAGAAUGCAGAAAAGGCAAUUGAAGGCCUGAAUGGAAAGGAAGUUGAUGGAAGAACUAUUGCCGUUGAUUGGGCUGUCGACAAGGCUACUUGGGAGAAGCAGCAGCAGAACGAAGAUGACUCUGAUACACCCAAGAAGACAAAGAUGAAGAAGGUCGACGCCGAGGCGAAGAGCAAGGCCGAUCAAGCCAGUACAAAAACAAAACCGAAGGGCAAUGAUGACUUUGACGAGGACGAAGAUCUCAAAAACUUCUUCGCAAAUCAGGGUGACAAUUUAGAAGAUGAGGACGAGAGCGACGAGGAUGAUGACGAGGAUAAAAAGAGCGAAGAUGCGGAUGAAGAAGAUGAAGAUGAAGAUGAAGAGGAGGGUGGAGCAAACGUGAACGACGACGAAGAAACCAAGAAAACCCCCCAGACGACAGACAACUCUAACACACUGUUUAUACGUAACCUACCAUUCACCACUACCGAUGAGCAGCUCAAGGAGCACUUCACACACUUCGGUGCUGUGAGGUACGCCAGGGUCGUCAUGGACCAUGCCACCCAAAAGUCAGCUGGCAAGGGCUUCGUUUGUUUCUUCAACGCUGAGGAUGCAGAGUCGUGCCUUCGGGCUGCGCCUAAAUACCGCCCUGCUCCAACGCUGUCGAAGCACUCUGUUCUCCAAGACGAGACAGUAGAUACGGAUGGCAAGUACACUCUGGAAGGCCGUAUCCUGCAGGUGUCCAAGGCACUAAGCAAGGGAGAGGCGCAACAGCUCAGUUCUGAGGCCGCGGCCGCCCGCGACUCGGAGGAGAAGGAUAAGAGACGAUUGUUUCUGUUGAACGAGGGACAAAUACGCCCGGACUCGCCCAUUUACAGCCAGCUUCCUCAAUCCGAGAUUCAGAUGAGAGAGGCCAGCGCGAAGCAGCGCAAGAAGAUGAUAGAGAGCAACCCCAGUCUGCAUUUGAGCUUGACGCGGUUGGCCAUCCGUAAUAUCCCCCGCAGCAUGACAUCCAAGGACCUCAAGGCCCUGGCGCGUCAGGCCGUCGUGGGAUUUGCCACUGACGUCAAGGCAGGCAAGCGUCAACCGCUGUCCAAGGAGGAGUCGAGGCGAGCUGCCAAAACGGGCAAGGAAGCCGAGCACAAGCGUAAGCUGAAGCGUAGCGGUGUCGUAUCGCAGGCAAAGGUCGUGUUCGAGAGCAAGGACGGUUCCAAGGUGUCCGAGCCUAGAAAGGGCGCCGCCGCCGACGCUGGUGCCAAGAGCAGAGGCUACGGCUUCAUCGAGUACUCGUCGCACAGGUGGGCAUUGAUGGGUGCGCGGUGGCUGAAUGGUCAUGCCGUCGAAGGCGGCACCGGCAAGAAGGCCACUCGUCUCAUCGUCGAGUUUGCCAUUGAGAACGCAAACGUCGUUGCCAGGCGGAGCGCUGCUCAGGAUAGGGCCAGAGGUCUGGCUGGGACAGAUGCGGCCAAGCCUCAGCUCAAAGCAGCCGAAGAUAGGAACUUCAAGGGUGAUGUUGCAAGAAGCCGGUCCGACGGCGCCGAGGAGGAGAUGCUGGAGGGAGAAGGGGAGAAGCCGUCAAAGUCGGCGGGUAAAAAAUUGGCAAUGAGGCAGCAGAUCAUAGGCCGGAAGAGGAUGAUGCGCAAGAAGAAGGCAGAGGUACGGAAAGGAAAGCGAUAG
Molecule: messenger RNA, 2169 nt
Organism: Pyricularia oryzae 70-15
Lineage: Eukaryota; Fungi; Ascomycota; Sordariomycetes; Magnaporthales; Pyriculariaceae
Product: nucleolar protein 4
Exons: 2
Coding region: 1-2169 (722 amino acids)
Molecular function (GO): RNA binding
Source: RefSeq, a predicted model, not a curated record